AUGCUUCAUAUCCCGCCUGAAGGAACAAAUGAUAGUCCCGCUGAAAAGACUGUAAACACUACCAUAUUGACUUCGUCAAAAGGAGAUUGGAGGGAUAGAGGAAGGGAUUUGCAGACUUGUUUUCCUCUCGUGCCAGUUAUCGUCUCCAAGAAUGGAAUUACCGUGAGAACUGUCGCUCUAUUGGACUCCGCCAGCGAGAUUACUGUCAUCCAGAGCUCAUUGGCGGAACAGCUGAAUUUGAAAGGUCGCUCAGUUCCACUUACGCUCAAGACUCUCGGACCAGAUGUUACCAAGACGUCACGUAUCGUAUCAUUCCAAGUGAAGUCCGUGGAUGAUCCUGAUGCAAAACCCUUGAGUGUAGUUGAUGCCAGGAUUUUAGACAUUGCAAGCUUUGAGACGCCGCCACAGAAGAUACAGCCCGAGUGGGAACAUCUGUCACAUCUGCCACUGAGAGAUAUUGAUGCUUCAGAUGUUAAACUACUCAUCGGCGCGAAUGUUCCAGAGGCACAUAUAACCAACGAAGUGGUGAUUGGAAACAAGCACCAGCCGUACGGAACACGCUCUCAACUAGGCUGGUCCAUCAUUGGAUUGACAGAAAAGUCAAAAGUAGAUCGUGUCUCUAAAAAGAUACUCUGCACUCUCAAGAAAGACGACCAGCUGCUCGAGAGUGUCGAGCGAUUUUGGAAUACAGAGUCGUUCGGCACUACAUGCAGUGAAUCGGAGCCGAUGUCACUGCAGGAUAGGGCGGCAGCUAAACAGUUAAAGGAGAAAACCAGUCUGUUGGAAAAUGGUCACUAUGAAGUUCCCAUGCUGUGGAAGUCGGAUGAAUUGACAUUACCCAACAACUUUGCUGUAGCUAUGCGCCGGUACAACAGCCUAGAGAGACGUCUUCACAGAGAUCCUGAGUGUAAGAGGAUGUAUAUGAAAACCAUGGAGGGUUACAUCAGUAAAGGACACGCAGUGAAACUGACCCAAGAAGAUAAGGCGAAAUCUUUCGAGAGGACAUGGUAUAUUCCACAUCACGGCGUGACUAAUCCAAACAAACCAGGAAAGGUUAGAGUUGUCUUCGACGCGGCUUCCGAGUUUCAAGGUCAAUCGCUAAAUGACAGCCUCCUCACCGGACCAGACUUGCUGAAUAACCUUUUCGGAGUGUUGCAACGGUUUAGGCUAUACCGGGUCGCUGUGGUUGGAGACAUCGAGGGUAUGUUUCACCAGGUAUACGUGCCAAGGAGUGAUGCUGACUCAUUGCGGUUCCUUUGGAAAGAAGACCCUACCUCACCCGGACCACCGGACACCUCGAUGAUGGUUGUUCACAUAUUUGGCUCGAAGGACUCCCCAACCUGUUGUAACUACGCCUUACGUCGCACAGCUGAAGAUAACAUCAACGCUUUCUCCAAGAUGGUUAUACAAGCUUACCUGAAAGACUAUUACAUGGACGAUCUCGUUUCGAGCAUCCAGUCUGUUACAGUAGCGAUGAGCUUUGUAGAUGAGGUAAUCGAGCUGGGGAAAAGGGGUGGAUGGAGAGUUCACAAGUUCAUCUCUAACUCCAAAGAGGUCAUGCAACACAUCCCAGAGACAGAGAGGGCCAUCCAGCCCCCUGGACCUAUUGAAUUCGGUCGGGUGCAGCGAGCACUUGGUGUCGGAUGGGACGUAGGAAAGGCCUUCCUACGCUAUACUUUGGAGGGGGGAAGGAUCGUGUGCUCAUUCCUCGCAGCGAAGACGCGUGUAGCGCCCAUAAAGCCUCAACUCUCGAUUCCAAGGCUGGAACUACAGGGAGCAGUAUUGGCAGUCAGGCUAGCUGAAACGUUGAUGAGGGAGUUGCAACCAAUCAAUAUCACGAGACGAAUAUUUUGGACGGACUCCACCACAGUACUCGCCUACAUACGCAAUGAAAGCAAGAGGUUCAAACCAUUCAUCGGAAAUCGUGUGGCAGAGAUAAGGGAGUUCACCCAAUUUGAGGAAUGGAGAUACAUCCCAACUGCCCAGAAUCCAGCGGACUAUUGCUCACGGGGGAUGAAGGCUGAUGACCUGACCAUGGAACACGCUUGGUUUACAGGACCAACGUUCCUAUCAAAAGAUGAGCAAGAUUGGCCUGAACAGGUCAUCCCGAACAGCCAACUGAAACCUGAUGACCCUGAAGUGAGGAAAGCCGCUACUGCCUCAGUCUUGCUGAUCGGAGAGAAAUCUGAGAAGUUCAUCUAUCGAUACGAAUUCGAAAUCGCAUCAUUGGUGAAGGUGGAUUAUUUCAGCACAUGGCGAGGUCUAGUCAGAAGAACAGCGUGGAUCCUGAGGGCCUACCGGAACUUUGCGUCAAAAUUGCCAAGACUUGGAGUAAAGGCCAUUACAUCAUCAGAGAUAACAGCAGAGGAGUGGGAGGACGCUGAGCAUCUGUGGAUACAGCACGCACAAAGGGAGGCCUAUCCCGAGGCCUGGAGAGAGCUAAAGGAAGAUGGUAUGCUUAGCCCAAAGCAUCCAUUGUCGCCACUGCAGCCGUUUCAUGAUGGGAUCCAUCUACGCGUAGGUGGCCGGCUAAGGAAAGCAGAUAUCAAUCAAGAAGCCAAGCAUCAGUUGCUGCUACCGAGAAAUCGUCUGACCAAGCUGUUACUACAAGACAUCCACUCGUCACAAGCCCACUGUGGAAGGGAACAACUAAUAGCUGAGACACGACAGAAGUACUGGCCUUUACAGGGAAGGACCACGGCUAGAUCGGUCAUUAAGGAUUGUAUUACAUGUCGGAGGAAACGCCUGAAGCCCGUUCAGCCUAUGAUGGCCGAUCUACCCACCUGCCGACUCAAUGCUGCUGCUGGCGCCUUCUACCAUACGGGGAUUGACUACUUUGGCCCAAUUGUAGUCACACAGCGGAGGUCUUCAGUGAAGCGCUGGGGGUGUCUUUUCACUUGUAUGAGUGUCAGAGCCGUCCACCUCGAACUAGCGGAUUCCCUGUCUACAGACGACUUUCUACUAUGCCUGCGUCGAUUUAUUGGCAUGAGAUCACAACCAAGAAGAAUCUUCAGCGAUAACGGGACAAAUUUCGUCGGGGCGAAUACAGAAUUGCGUCGAUGUCUUCAACAGCUUGACCAUGACAAGAUACUACAGUACGUCACGCCACUGAAGAUAGAAUGGUACUUCAAUCCGCCGACAGCGCCACACUUCGGUGGUGCCUGGGAGCGCCUCGUCAGAUCCGUGAAGAAGGCCCUGUCAACUGUGAUCGCUAAUGUCCAAGUUAGCGAGGCUGUCCUGAGAACUGCUCUAGUGGAGGUCCAGGCCAUAGUCAACAAUAGGCCUUUGACCUACGCUAGCGAAGAUGUCAACGACUUCGAGGCCCUGACGCCCAAUCACUUCAUCUUUGGGCGUGCCGCCGAGGGGCUGUCACCUUGCCGAGAUGACGACCGUGAUAUCAACAGCCGCCAGAGAUGGAAGCGUGUACAAGUGGUAGCCAACCGAGUCAACCAGAGAUGGCUGAAGGAGUACCUCCCCACCUUGACGCUACGCUCCAAAUGGCGUCGGGAUGGUGAGAUAGUUGCUGCUGGUGAUCUUGUCACCCUAGUCGACGAUAAGCUGCCCCGAGGAUCCUGGACUCUUGCCAGAGUAAUCCAAGUCUACCCUGGAGACGACGGAAUCAUUCGGACGGUGAAGGUCAAGACAGCUGAUGGCACCUACGUACGACCGGCUAACAAGGUGUGCAUACUGGAGGAGAGUGCGAGGACGGAAAGCAAAUGGCCAGAAAACCUUGGUAAAAAAGCGCUCUAUCUUAGAGCCAAAUUCUGGUAA
This is a messenger RNA of Lineus longissimus, 3771 nucleotides long. RefSeq lists its product as uncharacterized. The coding region runs from base 1 to 3771 and encodes 1256 amino acids. The transcript has a single exon. Gene Ontology annotation, biological process: DNA integration. NCBI's taxonomy places the organism in Eukaryota, Metazoa, Nemertea, Pilidiophora, Heteronemertea, Lineidae. The record is from RefSeq and is a predicted model, not a curated record. Gene Ontology annotation, molecular function: nucleic acid binding.